GCUAGAUGCCUGCAGCAUCCAAUCGCUUCACCACUCUGCUUCCAUCUUUUCCUACCUGUAAAACUAGGAUAAUUUUCUCUCACAGGGGGGACUGUGCAUUUUAAUUAUUCUGUGCGAAGUCCACUGAGACUCCUUGCACAAAAGGUAUAGGAGAAGUAUCAAAUACUGAAAUUAAUUUGCUCAGGUGCACGCUGACACCUCCCACUGAAUGCAUUUGGCACUGCUUAACUGCAUGUUAAACACCCUUGGGUGCUGACAGCUAGUGGAGAGUCUCCGGUGGCUCAGGGGAGCAGAGCCUGCGCUUUUAUCACAGGAGAACCUGAAUCCCAAGUGGCUGUGCAAUGCAGUGUACAGUACUGACAGGCACGGGGUCCUGGAUGGCAGCAGAUUUCUUACAGUGUUAUGUGGAAUGCACAUAUCUUUGAGAUCCCACAGGGAAAUUGUUCCCUUGCCUGUCUUGGUAGCUGAAACGAGUGGUUCCUGGCUGAUUUGCUGGCACUUGGCCAGCUUGUGAGUCUUUUAAUGUUGUAAGAUGCGCUGCUAUGAAAAGAGGCUUUUCUCAGUGGUAUGGGUGGGGUAGCCAAGUCCACGUGGUACUGCGAAGGGAUGCAACAUUCCCGUGUGUUUGUUUACUGUCUUAAUUAUGAUGUCCAGCCAUUCGGCUGAAGUCUGUGCCCCUAAGUGGCAGUGUCGUCUGUGUCCGAGUCUUUUAAGCCAUUGUCUCCAGAGCUGCUAGCUUGCUGCUUCACUCUCCAACAUUGAAGGUGCUUCCCAGUGUGAUGAGGCUAUUUGCGCGGUAGUCAGGUAAGGCAACAGGAGCUGUUUCUCCGCUGAAUCUAUGAAUUUCAACAAAUAGAUUGCUCUGAAAAGCUGUCAAGCAUCAGUUGAAGAGUUAAGUUAAUUAAAUCCAGAGCCCCAUAAUGGCAGGGCGCUCCCUCAUCACAUGGACUGAAGAAACCUACAUGUGCUGUGCUCAGGGCUUCUAAUGAGUGACUGAAUCUUUAAUGCCACUUCUGCAUUGCUGUGGGUGUCUAAUAUAUUCAACCUGUUAUAAGUCAAGGGUGAAAGUCUGAUGAGGAUCUUCCCAGCAUAAAACCUGAUCUGGGAUUCCUGACCUGUUGUUUUCCUUGAGAUCCAUGUCUUCUGCUGAUGGUGGGCUACACUCAGUGACUGCUAUCAGCUUUUCUGUGCACAGUUUCAAUUGUUUGCUCAUUCUGUUCUCAGAUAUUUGCCUCCCAUGAGACUGGGAGAGCUGCCCCAGAGUAUGGUUUCAGUGUGAGAGGCGGGGCGUUUAAAUCUCAGGGCUGUAGUUGGAUCUUCCCCCACUUCCUGUAGUGGCAUAACUAGCCGGCCAUACCACAGCAGUGGAAAAUUGUUUUGUGUUCUCUUGCAGCUUCCUUCGAGUCUCAGUGCUUUGUGCUGACAUGGUAACUACGUGGUGGAUCUGCACACCUGGUGAACAGGGACAGCUGCUCCAAAGAGGCUAGCGGGAACAGCCUGGUAGGGUCCAUCUCCGAACAGACACGGAUGAUGCCAGAGCUAUGACAGGGGCUGCAGUCCUGGCACUGAGGGGUGAUCAGUUAUGGAACAGCUACAGGAGGAAGUACCUGAGGUCAGGGAAGAGGAGGAGGAAGAGGAAAAGGCAGUGACAGCAGCAGGUGGAGCCUUGGAUACAAGUGGAGGACUGGAUAGUUCACUGCCUUCCAGCAGCUACACAGACCUUUCCCAGAGCUCCUCUCCAUCCCUGUCGGACCAGCUCCAGAUGGGCUGCGAGGAUGCAUCCUCUGGGAUGCUGAACGUGGAGUGCAGGGUCUGUGGAGACAAAGCAUCGGGGUUUCACUAUGGAGUCCACGCAUGUGAAGGCUGUAAGGGCUUCUUCCGCCGAACAAUCCGCAUGAAGCUGGAGUACGAGAAGUGUGAACGGAACUGCAAGAUCCAGAAGAAGAAUCGGAACAAGUGCCAGUACUGCCGCUUCCAGAAAUGCCUCUCCCUGGGCAUGUCGCACAAUGCCAUCCGCUUUGGCCGCAUGCCAGAGGCGGAGAAGAGGAAGCUGGUGGCGGGGCUGACAGCCAGUGCGAUCAGCUGCCAGAACCCGCAGGUGGCCGACCUUAAGGCCUUCUCCAAGCACAUCUACAAUGCCUACCUGAAGAACUUCAACAUGACCAAAAAGAAGGCAAGAGGCAUCCUGACUGGGAAGGCCAGCAGCAGCCCGCCUUUUGUGAUCCACGACAUGGACACCUUGUGGCAGGCAGAAAAGGGGCUGGUGUGGAAACAGCUGGUGAAUGGGAUCCCCCCAUAAAAAGAGAUUGGAGUCCACGUCUUCUAUCGCUGCCAGUGCACCACUGUGGAGACUGUGCGGGAGCUCACGGAGUUUGCCAAGAGCAUCCCCAGCUUUGUUGGCCUCUACCUGAAUGACCAAGUGACUCUACUGAAGUAUGGAGUGCAUGAGGCCAUCUUUGCCAUGCUGGCCUCUAUCAUGAACAAGGACGGGCUUCUAGUGGCCAACGGAAAUGGGUUUGUGACACGUGAGUUCCUGCGUAGCCUGCGCAAGCCCUUCAACGAGAUCAUGGAGCCCAAGUUUGAGUUUGCUGUGAAGUUCAACUCGCUGGAGUUGGACGACAGUGACUUGGCUCUGUUUGUGGCUGCCAUAAUCCUGUGUGGAGACCGCCCUGGCUUGAUGAACGUGAAGCUGGUGGAGGAUAUACAGGACAACAUCCUCCGAGCCCUGGAGUUCCACCUGCAGACCAACCACCCUGACGCCCAGUACCUCUUCCCCAAGCUGCUGCAGAAGAUGGCUGACCUGCGGCAGCUAGUAACAGAGCAUGCACAGCUGGUGCAGAAGAUCAAGAAGACAGAGACAGAAACUUCACUGCACCCACUCCUGCAGGAGAUCUACAAGGACAUGUAUUGAGGAGCGCUUAUUUAUGAGAGAGAUUAAAGCCAUCGACCCCUUGCCGAACUCUUUGUGCGACAACAAAGAAUCCCUUUCCCCGUCUUCCAUUUUCUUCUACUGGAAACUGUUUUCUAUAGGAUCAGUACACACGGUACAUAAGGCAAAGCACCAUGAGACUUUGCAGUUACUGCGGGGUAGGCCAGGGCUUCCGUUAAUAUGCACUAACCAACCUUAAAGGGUGAAACCCAUUUCCAUUGUUACAGCCCAGCUGCUUCAGGAGUGGCUGGUGCAUUUCCACCCAGGUCAACAGGCCGUGGGAGCACUGGGCCCACAAAGCGGCAGCAAGGGGAUGGUCUGAUGUAGGAAGACCAAGGAGCAGCUCCAGUAUCUGCAGGCCCAGAACUGCACUUGAGAUCUCGCAGCUGCUGUGUAUUAUUUGUAUUGCACUCCACAGGCUAUCAGUCCUGAGCCAUGAGGUCUAAGACAGUCACAGAAGCAAGCGGCUCUCAGGGUACGAGUCCCCCAGAGAAACCUGUGAGUGUUUGGAGAAGGGUACGAUGCUUCCUCAGGGGACAGACCGGCUGUGCUCCCCCUGAAUGCCUAGGGAAGACAUGCUUUCUACUAGAGAUGUGUCCUCCCCUGCCUUCCAUACUGCUCCCUUACAUGUGUGAGUCUUCAUGUGGCCUGAGUUAGUCCUUGUUAACCCUUAAUUUCAAAGGCACCUGCCCCUUGGCAUGUGCUCCUAUCUUCACCUAGAACAGUGGUUUUCAACCCUUUUUCAUUUGUGGACCCCUAAAAAAUUUCAAAUGGAGGUGGGGACCCCUUCAAAUUGUCAGUGUGGGUAUUUACAUACUUUUGAUUGAUCAUAGUCAUCUUUCGUGGACCCCUUAGACAUAGUCUGUGGGCGCCCAGGA
Molecule: messenger RNA, 3807 nt
Organism: Gavialis gangeticus (Gharial)
Lineage: Eukaryota; Metazoa; Chordata; Crocodylia; Gavialidae
Gene: PPARD
Product: peroxisome proliferator activated receptor delta
Exons: 7
Biological process (GO): positive regulation of transcription by RNA polymerase II; hormone-mediated signaling pathway; negative regulation of inflammatory response
Cellular component (GO): nucleus
Molecular function (GO): RNA polymerase II cis-regulatory region sequence-specific DNA binding; nuclear receptor activity; zinc ion binding
Source: RefSeq, a predicted model, not a curated record